CACAAGCUUCAUUCAUUAAUCACUCUGGGAAUUGGAUAGGACCCGUAUAGCCAACUGUAAUUUGUUGGGUUUGUUUGGAAACACGAGCGCCCACUGUUGCCGUUGGGACCAACCUGCUCCUGUACUUGUGAAGUCGCUGAUUUGCGUAUUCGUUUCUAGGUUGCUAAGUUGGGGGGUCCAAAAACGAGAGGGUCAUGUUUAGUCGCAGUUCCAAGAAGAGAAACUCCAGCAGAUCGGGGAAGCCUGCAUACGAGUCACAGAGAGGCCAGCCGUGCAACGUCUGUGGGGAUCAGUGUCCUGGCUUCAGCCUCCACACAUGGAGGAAGAUCUGUGUGCACUGUAAGUGUCGCCGAGAGGAGCAUGCAGUGACGGCCAUGCCCGUGGAGAUGGAGAAGACGGUCACCAAGCUCAUGUACGACUUCCAGAGGAACUCCACCUCAGACGACGACUCCGGCUGCGCCCUGGAGGAGUACGCUUGGAUCCCCCCCGGCCUCAAGCCAGAGCAGGUACACCAGUACUAUAGCUCGCUGCCUGAGGACAAGGUGCCCUACGUCAACAGUCCUGGGGAGAAGUACCGCAUUAAACAGCUGCUCCAGCAGCUCCCCCCCCAUGACAAUGAGGUUCGCUACUGCAACAGCCUGGACGACGAGGAGAAGCGGGAACUCAAGCUCUUCAGUAACCAACGGAAACGGGAGAACCUGGGCCGCGGCAACGUCCGGCCCUUCCCCGUUACCAUGACGGGGGCCAUCUGUGAGCAGUGCGGGGGUCAGAUCAACGGCGGCGACAUGGCGGUGUUUGCGUCGCGGGCGGGCCACGGCGUGUGCUGGCACCCCGGCUGCUUCGUGUGCGGCGCCUGUGACGAGCUGCUGGUGGACCUCAUCUACUUCCACCAGGAGGGGAAGAUCUUCUGCGGACGGCACCACGCCGAGAGGCUGAAGCCCCGCUGCACCGCCUGCGACGAGAUCAUCUUUGCGGACGAGUGCACCGAGGCGGAGGGCCGUCACUGGCACAUGAAGCACUUCUGCUGCUUCGAGUGUGAGACGGUGCUGGGGGGCCAGCGCUACAUCAUGAAGGAGGGCCGGCCCUACUGCUGCUCCUGCUUCGAGUCCCUCUACGCCGAGUACUGCGACUCCUGCGGGGAGCACAUCGGCAUCGACCAAGGGCAGAUGACGUACGACGGGCAACACUGGCACGCCACCGAGGGCUGCUUCUGCUGCGCCCGCUGCAAGGACUCCCUGCUGGGACGCCCCUUCCUGCCCAAGCAGGGCCAGAUCUUCUGCUCGCGGGCCUGCAGCCUGGGGGGGGAGCCAAACGGGUCGGACUCCUCCGACUCCGCCUUCCAGAGCGCCCGCUCCACCAGAGAGUCCCGACACAGCGCCAAGGCGGGAAAUAGUAGUGGAAGGGCAGGGGGAGGAGGAGGAGGAGGAGGUGGAGGAGGUCGUCAGGCCGAGAGGUGUUCUGGGGAGGUAGACCCAUUGUCCUUACAAAUGGACCUCCUGAGCCUCUCCAGCCAAACCCCAAGCUUGAACCGCGACCCCCCUGCCUGGCAGAGCCAGGACCCGGGGAGGGCGGAGGACUGUAUCUACGAGCACCAGGUGGAUUUCAUGUCAAACCCCACCCCUCUUCAGCUCGUCAGCAAAUGUAACAUCAGGACUUCAUAUAACCCCGCCUCCGGUGGACAGAACAUGCAACUGCAGGACCACAGGAUCAAGCAGGAGAGCGGGGAGGGUAAGAGGCCACCCACCUCCGCCUUAAAGGGCCACUCGCUGAACCAGAGCUGGGGCCAGCCGCCCGCUCCAGAAGACUAUUGUCCCCCCAAACUGAGGACCCAACAGAGCUGCAUUGAGAUGUCCCACAACUCACAGUACCACUUCUCCAACGACAAGCGUUCGGUCAGCCUGCACGGGUUCCAGAGGGACCGGGAGGGGGCGCCGCAGACCCACGCCCAGCUGGGGAGAAGCAGGAACCCCAUCAACGCACUUAACUUCAACGAGCAACUCACACCCCUGGAGCAAACCCCGAGAGGAUCCAUUGAGUCCCUGGCCCUCUCCCACACUACAGGUCACUCUGCAGAUGGAGGCGGGAAGCGACAGGAGCACCUCUCUCGGUUCUCCAUGCCCGACCUGAGCAAAGACUCUGGGAUGAACAUAUCGGAGAAGAGCAACAUGGGCACCUUCAACUCCUCGGCGCAGUUCCGCAGCUCCGAGUCCAUCCACAGCCUCAGGGCGGCGGGCCAGGCCUACAUGGAGAUCGACCCCCCCGCGGCCUCCCAGUACCAGAGGCAGUGCAGCGAGCCCCCCGGCCUGGGGGGCGGGAGCCGCGUCCCCCCGGGCUUCACCUACCAGGAGGAGGACCGGGUCAGCCUGGUGAGCAGCGCCAACGCAGCCCGCCUGCCGCCCAUCAGCGAGCGCCGCGGCGGCGGCGGGAACAGCCGGGGAGCCGGCGUUCGGAUCGAGGCGCCGGCGGACGACAACACCCCCCAGCGCCGCCGGCACCACCACCACCACCACCACCACUCCCGCAGGUCCCGGCGCUCCCGCUCGGAGAACGCCCUGCACUUGGCGGCCGAGCGGCGGGAGAGGCCGCCGCUGCGUGGCCGCGAGGACUACGACCGGUUCCCCCCGCCGAGGGGGGGCGCCCAGGACGCCUUCGGGGGAGGGGGGGCGGACCGGAGGUACCAGCCCCAGCCCUUCAGGCAGUGUCCCCGGACCACCUCGGACCUGACGCUGCAGAACCCCGGGGGGGCCUUCCGCCGCGUGGGGGGGCUGAACCAGUACUCCUGGGACCAGUACGAGGACGACGACUGGUGCUCCACCUGCUCCUCCUCGUCAGAGUCGGAGGACGAGGGCUACUUCCUGGGGGAGCCCAUCCCCAGGCCGGUCCAGAUGCGCUACCUCAGCAACCAGGAGUUCGUCCACAAGUUCAACGGCAGCGGCGGGGGGGUCCCGGCACCCAACAGUCGGGCGACGAGCGGGCAGAUGCACAACCGCAAACGCAGGAAGAGCAAGAACUGCAUCAUCUCCUAACACCCAGGACUCUGGUUUAGGGGUGGGAAGGGGGGCUGGGGGGGGGGGGCGACACCUACCUUCUAGCUUAUGUACUCUUGGAUACUUUUCACAAAAGUCCCCUUCAGUGUUGUCGAGUAACAUGUGGUUGACAGUAACGUGGUAAACUAUGUUCGGGUUACCCCUGGAAAAAAAGGAUCUGCAAAAAUACCAAUAUCUGCAUGUGUAUUCAUUUUCAAAUCUUACCACGGUUCUCUGGCGUCAGGUCUAACCGUGAGAAACAAUAUAAUCAAUUCAAGUCUGUUUUUAUCGAAGCUGAUGUGCAAUUAUUAUCAUAACACUAAUCCAUGCAGCCGGCAGUGAGUAAGGUACCGUCUAGUAAAGUGCAGCUUUUUGGUGUUCUGUGAUUUUAGAUAUGAUAUAUCGUGCUAUUGUAUUCAGUUGAUACUAUGUACAUAGCUAAAUGAAUUAAUGAAUUGACCCUAAGUUAAGGACUUCAAUGUAAAUAUGGUUGUAAAUGAGCUGACACAUAUUUUUAUAUUUUGUAUGGAUAGAAAAAAACAUUUACGUAUUGUUAAUCUAUAAUGUAGAGAUAGAGAUUGAUUAAAAACAAAGCAUGCAUGUUAUCGUCGGUUCACCUGGUCCUGCAUUUGGAAUAAAGGAGUAUUUCAGACAGA
Molecule: messenger RNA, 3682 nt
Organism: Gadus macrocephalus (Pacific cod)
Lineage: Eukaryota; Metazoa; Chordata; Actinopteri; Gadiformes; Gadidae
Gene: prickle2b
Product: prickle homolog 2b
Exons: 9
Coding region: 195-3026 (943 amino acids)
Molecular function (GO): zinc ion binding
Source: RefSeq, a predicted model, not a curated record